Molecule: messenger RNA, 11708 nt
Organism: Malaclemys terrapin pileata
Lineage: Eukaryota; Metazoa; Chordata; Testudines; Emydidae
Gene: VWA8
Product: von Willebrand factor A domain containing 8
Cellular component (GO): cytoplasm
Molecular function (GO): ATP binding; ATP hydrolysis activity
Source: RefSeq, a predicted model, not a curated record
AUGGCGAAGCGCUGGGACCGGGAUCAAACGAGAUCACAACCACCCGCCGGGGCGGCUCCCAGCGCCGCGCUCCCACCCGGGCAGCCCGAGCCCGGCCGGCACCAGUUUCCGGUGGGACGCUGUGCCUCGGCGUUUCCCUUCCCCCCGGCCUGCCGCUUCCUUAAUCCCCGCCUGCCCGGUGCGCGUCUCCGGCCCGGCCUCCCCAUGCAGUCCCGGCUUCUGUGCUUCAGCGGCGGCCCCGCAGCGCGGAGAGUCCGGCUCAUUCUGCAGCAGGUGGUGCGGGGCCGCCUGGCUGCGGAGAGGCAGCUGCAGCCGGAGGUCAGGGCGCUGCACGGCUCGGGAGCCGCCGCAGGGGAUACUGUUACUAUUGGAGAUGUGUCAUUUAAACUCAAAACGCCAAAGAGCCCAGAACUUGUGCCACUGAACUACAUGUCAGACAAUUUGGCCCAAUCUGUAGUCCAACAUCUAAGAUGGAUAAUGCAAAAAGAUCUUUUGGGGCAAGAUGUUUUUCUUAUAGGGCCCCCUGGACCUCUUCGACGCUCUAUUGCCAUGCAGUACCUGGAGCUGACCAAACGAGAGGUUGAGUAUAUUGCACUAUCAAGGGACACCACAGAAACGGAUCUGAAACAGCGCAGAGAGAUCCGAGCUGGGACUGCUUUUUAUAUUGAUCAGUGUGCAGUCCGUGCAGCUACAGAAGGCAGAAUCCUUGUGUUGGAAGGUUUGGAGAAGGCAGAGCGGAACGUCUUGCCUGUGUUAAACAAUUUGUUGGAAAACAGAGAAAUGCAGCUGGAAGAUGGGCGCUUUCUUAUGUCUGCAGAACGUUAUGACAAGCUGCUACAGGAACAUACUAAAACUGAGUUAGAUGCAUGGAAGAUUGUUCGAGUAAGUGAAGAUUUUCGUGUGAUAGCACUGGGCCUGCCAGUACCUAGAUAUUCUGGUAACCCAUUGGACCCUCCUCUUCGUUCUAGAUUUCAAGCAAGAGAUGUUUAUCAUCUACCCUUUAAGGACCAUCUUAAGCUAUUAUACUCGGUUGGAUCAAAUGUUUCUGCACAGAGAAUCUCUCAGCUCUUGUCUUUUGCUACAACUCUCUGCUCCCAGGAAUCUUCUAUGCUGGGACUUCCAGAUUUUCCUUUAGACAGUUUAUCAGCUGCAGUUCAGAUUCUGGAUUCCUUCCCUAUGAUGUCAGUCCAGCAUAUAAUCAAAUGGCUUUACCCUUAUAAUGUUCUACUAGGAAAGGAAGGCAGGACUGCAGUAGAAGAUGCAUUAAAACGUUUUGAGCUCCAGGAUUCAGAAAGCCCUUUGCUUCCCAGUAGGAUUAAAAAAGUGGAACAAAUACAUGGAAGCAAGACCUUACAGGCUGAUGUAACUGUCCAGAUUGCUGAAAAAGAAGUGAAAUUCCAGGUCCCAGCUGGGACUAGACCAUUAAAACUGUGUUUUGGAUCAGACACUUUCAUAAAGACUUCCAGCCAUAAGCAGCUGUUGGCAGAAAUGAUGCAGUCACAUAUGGUUAAGGAUAUGUGUUUGAUAGGCGGAAAAGGCUGUGGCAAAACAGUUAUUGCUAAGGAGUUUGCCAAUAUGUUAGGAUACAACAUAGAGCCUAUCAUGCUGUAUCAGGAUAUGACAGCUCGAGAUUUGGUGCAGCAAAGGUAUACUCUUCCAAAUGGAGAUACUGCUUGGAGACCAUCUCCACUUGUUACUGCUGCCUUGGAUGGGAAGCUUGUUAUUCUUGAUGGUAUUCAUCGCGUCAACUCUGGCACCCUAGCUGUACUACAAAGGCUAAUCCAUGACAGAGAACUGACUCUUUACGAUGGCACCAGAUUACUAAGAGAAGAUAGGUAUCAAAGUUUAAAAGACGAACUGCAGCUCUCCGAUAAGGAACUACAACAGAGGUCCAUCUUUCUUAUCCAUCCCUCAUUCAGAAUAGUUGCCCUGGCAGAGCCUCCUGUCAUAGGAAGUAGCACAAAGCAAUGGUUGGGCCCAGAGUUUCUAACUCUGUUUCUGUUCCAUAACGUUAAGUCUUUCACCAGGAAUGAAGAAAUUCAAGUUAUUAAAGAAAUGAUUCCAAAUGUGCCCACGGUUGCGGUGGAACAGUUGUUAUCAUUAACACACAAGCUUCGGGAGACAAAUGACCCCACAGCACAGUCACUGGCAUCAUCUUUGUCCACACGACAGCUAUUACGAAUUUGUCGUCGGCUAUCACAGUAUCCAGAUGAAAGUCUCUACCAUGCUGUCAAUAAAGCCUGUCUUUCCAGGUUUUUGCCAAAUCUUGCAAGAUCAGCUUUACAUAAAAAUCUGCUGGAUUCAGGGAUUGAGAUAAACCCAGAUGAUAUUAGGAAACAAGAGGAGAAGGAUUAUAGUUGUGAAAUACAUAAUGGCUUUCUGAGGAUUGGAUCUGCCACCAUGCCCGUUUAUAAUACCAAUGAGAAAAUGAAAGUGCCUGAUGUUCUGUUUUAUGAGAACACACAGCAUAUGAUGGUGAUGGAGGAUAUGCUAAAAGACUUUUUGCUGGGAGAACACCUUCUUCUAGUUGGCAACCAGGGCGUGGGGAAAAACAAGAUUGUUGACCGAUUCCUUCACCUGUUAAAUAGACCCAGAGAAUAUUUACAGCUGCAUAGGGAUACAACUGUACAGAGCCUUACUCUGCAGCCUUCCGUUACAGAUGGCCGUAUUACAUAUGAAGACUCACCACUGGUGAAAUCAGUCAAGUUGGGGCAUAUUCUGGUUAUCGAUGAAGCAGACAAAGCACCUACAAAUGUUACCUGUAUUUUAAAAACUCUUGUGGAAAGUGGAGAAAUGGUUCUGUCGGAUGGAAGGCGCCUUGUUGCCAAUCCUGCUAAUGUAAAUGGGAGAGAAAAUGUAAUAGUAAUUCAUCCUGAUUUUAGAAUGGUAGUUCUAGCAAAUAGACCCGGAUUUCCCUUUUUGGGAAAUGAUUUUUUUGGCACACUAGGGGACAUUUUUAGCUGCCAUGCAGUUGAUAAUCCCAAACCACAGUCGGAACUGGCUAUGCUUAGACAGUAUGGACCAGAUGUUCCUGAGCCAAUCCUUCAGAAACUGGUGGCUGCUUUUGGAGAACUGAGGAGCUUGGCUGACCAAGGAAUUAUUAACUAUCCUUAUUCAACCAGAGAAGUUGUAAAUAUAGUAAAACAUUUACAGAAAUUUCCAACUGAAGGACUUGCAAAUGUGGUUCGAAAUGUGUUUGACUUUGACUCCUACAACAAUGAAAUGCGUGACACUUUGAUCAGCACUUUGCACAAACAUGGGAUACCGAUUGGAGCAAAACCUACCAGUAUACAGCUGGCCAAGGAGCUACCCUUGCCAGACCAUAAAUUUAUGGGCUACUGGAGAAUCAAUCAAUCAGGGAACGCACGGCGGAAACUACUGUGUCCAACAGAAACUCAUCAGUUAAAUAUAAAGGGUCCAGUAUAUUUAAAUGUUCAGGGAUUUCCACUGGAACGGCAUGAAGCAAGGUCCCUCAGUUUCACAGAAGAACUUGCUUUUUGGACACUGCCUUUGAAUGAGGUUAACUUAGUCUGUGAUGUUGCUGUAGCAGAAGAAGAUGAGACUGAAAAUAUGCUCUAUGUGGCUACAUGCAAUCCAGUUUCCUUAUAUUUCAUGAAUGUAUCUAGUAAAAAUGGAUACUUUGUGGAUUGUUAUGACAUCUUCCCAAGAACGGCUGGCAGCAUAUGGCAACCCUUUGUGACUGUGGCACCUCUAGGAAAUCCACUCAAAGGGCAAGUGAUUCUUCACGAAGAGCAGAGUAAUGUUGUCUUGUUGCUGGAUACGAAAACUGGUGCCAUUCAUAGACUUUUACUCUCACCAGAUACCCAAGAAGUUCCAAAGAGAGCAUCCUGGUGGGGCAACAAGGAGGAGCCGAUCAGUCACAAAAUGUGCAGAGAGUUUUCACAUAAAAACUGGCUGGUGUUCUACAAAGAAGAAGGAAACCAACUUAUUGUGCUGGAUGUACUGGAGGGUCGAACUCAUACUAUCUCACUACCUAUCAAUCUCAGAUCUGUUUUCCUAGUGGCUGAAGACCGUUGGCUCUUGGUGGAAAGCAAAACAAAUCAGAAAUUUCUUUUAACUAAGCCAGCGCAUAUGGUAUCUGAAGAGAGUGGAGUUUGCCAGCUGCAUGCAUUAAAUGAAGACCCAGUUGACAAGGGGUUUGGUUUAACAACAGCAUCUGAUUUGUGUGUGCCGCACACAGUUUCAAGUGACCAACUAUCUUCAGAGAACCUAAGCGUAGCUGUGGAACAAAAGAUCAGCUCUCCCAACAGGAUUCUCUCGGAUGUGCAUAAUUAUGCUACUAUUGUUGUUGGCUUCCCAGAACUUAUGUCUCCCAAUGAGGUGUACAGCUGGAAGAGAGGCUCCUCGCUGGGCAGCCGACAUGCUUCUCCCUCUGAUCCAUUUUACUAUGGGAGGCGCAGUAAAACCGGAGUUACAAAACAAUUUAAUUGUGUGACUUUAUUAGCUACUAAUCAAAUAGUUAGAAUUUUAGCACCUGGAGACAUCCCUUUGAAAGAACUUUAUCCAAAAGAUAUCACUCCUCCACAAACAGCUGGGUAUCUGGAAGUAACCGACCUUAACUCAAAGAAACUUAAAUACAUCCCUAUUCCCAGUUCAGUGUCUCUCUCUCCGUAUACAUCAUGGCUGUCAAAGAUCUCGGACACAGAUGUUCUGUUGGCGCCACUGGGAAAAGUAGGUUUGGUUACAGUGGAUAUGGGAGGCAGUGUCAGGCUUUGGGAGACAGGACUUGACAGCCUACAGCGUUCUCUGCAGGACUGGAGAAACAUGAUUGGACAAGAGAAUGGUAGACCUGUGCAGAUAACCAUUGAGAGAGACAGUGGUUUGGAAGUGAGCUCCCCUAAGCAUGGAAAGACAGAUCCAGACAACAUGCCCCAUGUUGGCGGAAACACCUGGGCUGGUGGAACAGGUGGGAGAGACACAGCAGGGCUGGGCGGCAAAGGUGGGCCCUAUAGACUGGAUGCUGGCCACAAAGUUUACCAGAUAUCUCAGGCUGAGAAAGAUGCUGUUCCUGAGGAGGUGAAGAGAGCUGCAAGGGAGAUGGGUGAAAAGGCCUUUAAACAGAGAUUAAAGGAGAUCCAGAUGAGUGAAUAUGAUGCAUCUACUUACGAAAGGUUCUCUGGAGCUGUCCGAAGACAAGUUCAGUCUCUCCGAAUUAUCCUAGACAAUCUGCAGGCCAAGGGUAAGGAAAGACAAUGGCUGAGACACCAAGCUAUUGGAGAGCUAGAUGAUGCCAAAAUAAUUGAUGGACUAACAGGAGAAAAAGCUAUUUAUAAACGACGGGGAGAAUUUGAGCCAGAACUUGGUAGCCCUCAGCAGAAGCCUAAGCGUUUGCGCCUGGUAGUGGAUGUUUCUGGCAGCAUGUACCGCUUUAAUGGGGUAGAUGGUCGACUGGAGCGUUCCAUGGAGGCUGUCUGCAUGGUCAUGGAAGCUUUUGAGAAUUACGAGCACAAGUUUAAGUACGAUAUCGUUGGACAUUCAGGAGAUGGCUUCAACAUUGCAUUGGUUGGGAGUGACAAAGUUCCCAAGAACAAUAAGCAAAGAUUAGAGAUUAUUAAGAUAAUGCAUGCCCAUGCUCAAUUCUGUAUGAGUGGAGACCAUACUCUGGAAGGGACGGAGCAUGCUGUUCGUGAAAUUGCCAAAGAAGAGGCUGAUGAAUAUUUUGUCAUAGUCUUGAGCGAUGCAAACCUUGAACGAUAUGGUAUCCCACCAGCAAGAUUUGCCCAAACCUUGACCAUCAACCCUCAAGUUAAUGCUUUUGCCAUAUUCAUAGGAUCCUUAGGAGACCAGGCAGACAGGCUGCAGAAGAUGCUACCAGCAGGCCGGUCUUUUAUUGCCAUGGAUACCAAGCAGAUCCCCCAGAUCUUGCAACAGAUCUUUACAUCCACCAUGUUGUCCAGUGCCUAAGACGUUCCCGUUACUAUUAAAUUUAAUAAUUGGACAUUGUAACAAGCACAAUUGAGAAACAAGCUGGCUGGUGAAAGACAAAAUCGGCACCUGAUGAAGUUAAGAACUAUAAAACUGAUAAAUAUAAUUUUCAUAUUGAAAUAUUAUAGUCCCUUAAUCGAAAUGCCAAAAACAACACUGUAGUGUAGAUUUUUGGUGAAAUCGUACAGCAUAGCCAUCAGGUGACUUAAAGUUCUGCAUUCAGAGAGAUAAGAGAGUUCAAGGGGGUUGAUGUAGUGCACAGGAUAUCUGUGUCAAAUGAACAGAGGGACAGAUGAUACAUCAUUUGUGAUCAUUCUGGCUGAUAUAUUGCCAGCAGCUCUUUGGGACAGCAUCAUUUUACUCAGUUUUAUUAGCAGUGUUUCUUGGGGUUGAAUACCAAGUUAUAGAGCAAUGUGCAAGUCAGACGCAGCUAAUCUGCCCCACUGUUGUGUGUGCUGAGUUCAGAAUUAGAAAUGCAAGUAACUGCACACUCGAACAAGACUGCUCAUCCUGAUCUGCAUCCGACCUUUGCUAUUGGAUGUCAGGAACAAUAGAAUGGUGUGGAAGCACAGAACUUUGCAGUAUAAACAUACAUUAUUGGAUCUGGAGCACAGCUCAGAGUAGUGAAAAUCCCUAGAAAAAAGUUAAUUUAUUUUUUCCUGGAAAGACAGAGCUGAAAGGGGUCAAAGUGGUCUAAGACCCACCUAUGAAGGGUGCACCACCAUGGCUUUCCCACUGCAUGGUAGCAGAUGAUGAUGUCUAGUUUCUCUGUUGCCAGGACUCCUAGGAAAGGGCCUCUUCCCCCAGAGGCUGGAUGUGCUCAUGUUUUUUUACAUUUUGCUUCCAUUUCAAGAGCUCUUUGCACUUUCUGUUUUGGUUUCUAAAAUGUGAAGCUGGAGGGCAGAUCUGUGUGUCAGAAAAUGACUUUUAAUAAAGAAGAAAAUAAGUAAAGAGGAAAAAUAGAUCGAGAGUAAAAGUAUGUGGCUUUCAUUUUGGUAGGAAAUCUGUGUUUGGGGGUCUUCUUUUAAUGCAGAACACUCUCACUCUGUGCAUCUUUUCUAUUGUAAGUAUUUUCCUCCCAUUUCCACAUUCUCAAACAGGAACUCUUGCUUUAGAAUUAAAUUGGUUGAAGUUUGUACUGCACUCUGAAGAUGAAAAUCCCUAGGUAGGGGCUAACUAAGAGUACUUUUGCAAUCACUGUGCUUCAGGAACACUGGAAUACUUAAUAAAUUGAAUUCACCAUCCUACCGCGAGUAACUGUUAACUCUCAUCACCACCAAUAAAAAGACUCUUGCCCCAUGGUUGAUUAUUAUAAACUAUUAUAAAGAGGUGAAAGAAAGAGCACUGUCUCCAAUCAUGCUUAGAAAUUGUGGUACUUCACUGCGAAAACGAGUUUCCUAACUCCUACAAGAUUUCUAACUACAUUAAAGCUGCUGUUUGGGUGGGAUGAGGGAUGGAGAGAGAGCAUCUGUUUGUUCCUUCAUUUCUACAAAACCAUCACAGUUUUUAAAUGCACCAUAAUGCAUUUUUGCUAGUCUUGCCAUUUUCCACCGUGUCAUAAUAACAUAAGAACGGCCAUACUCGGUCAGACCAAAGGUCCAUCCAGCCCAGUAUCCUGUCCUCUGACAAUGGCCAAUGCCAGGUGUCCCAGAGGGAGUGAACCUAACAGGUAAUGAUCAAGUUUCAAUCCCACAGCAGCAUUAUGGACCCAAUCCUAUAAGAUGAUGAGAAUCCUCAACUUCCAUUCAAGUACAAAGGCAGUCGAGAGUGCUCAGCGACUCAACAAAUGAGGCGUUCUGGCCUCGAUGCACAAAAGGAGCUAGGUGCUAAGUGCCAGGGAUGGCUCUACUGCAGUGCACAAAACUCCUGACUAACUCUGUAGGUGCCUAAACUCACUCAACACCUAACGUUUCAGGGUAAAAGUUCCCAAGGCACCUACGUUUAUGCCUCUGGGCAUGCGGUCAAACCCAGAUCAUAGAAUCAUAGAAUAUCAGGGUUGGAAGGGACCUCAAGAGGUCAUCUAGUCCAACCCCCUGCUCAAAGCAGGACCAAUUCCCAACUAAGUCAUCCCAGCCAGGGCUUUGUCAAGCCGGGCCUUAAAAACCUCCAAGGAAGGAGACUCCACCACCUCCCUAGGUAACGCAUUCCAGUGCUUCACCACCCUCCUAGUGAAAUAGUGUUUCCUAAUAUCCAACCUGGACCUCCGCCACUGCAACUUGAGACCAUUGCUCCUUGUUCUGUCAUCUGCCACCACUGAGAACAGCCGAGCUCCAUCCUCUUUGGAACCCCCCUUCAGGUAGUUGAAGGCUGCUAUCAAAUCCCCCCUCAUUCUUCUCUUCUGGAGACUAAACAAUCCCAGUUCCCUCAGCCUCUCCUCAUAAGUCAUGUGCUCCAGACCCCUAAUCAUUUUUGUUGCCCUCCGCUGGACUCUUUCCAAUUUUUCCACAUCCUUCUUGUAGUGUGGGGCCCAAAACUGGACACAGUAUUCUAGAUGAGGCCUCACCAAUGUCGAAUAAAGGGGAACGAUCACGUUCCUUGAUCUGCUAGCAAUGCCCCUACUUAUACAGCCCAAAAUGCCGUUAGCCUUCUUGGCAACAAGAGCACACUGUUGACUCAUAUCCAGCUUCUCGUCCACUGUGACCCCUAGGUCCUUUUCUGCAGAACUGCUACCUAGCCAUUCGGUCCCUAGUCUGUAGCAGUGCAUGGGAUUCUUCCGUCCUAAGUGCAGGACUCUGCACUUGUCCUUGUUGAACCUCAUCAGGUUUUUUUUUGGCCCAAUCCUCUAAUUUGUCUAGGUCCAUCUGUAUCCGAUCCUUACCCUCUAGUGUAUCUACCACGCCUCCGAGUUUAGUGUCAUCUGCAAACUUGCUGAGAGUGCAGUCCACACCAUCCAGAUUUCCUGCCUGAGUCACAGGGACGACAGGGAUUCAGCCGUCUAAAUCGUGUGCAGGGUCUGCUGCUGUAGGAGUGCUCAAAUGUCCUAUUCAAAAGCCAGCCGGAGGAGGCGGUGGGCAUGGUUCCCACUAUAACUUUUAGCCCAUUGGUUAGAGCACUCACCUGGGAUGUGGGAAACCCAAAUUAAAUUGCCCCCACUGACAGAUACCUAAUACCAUGGCAAUAAGUCUUGCCCCAGUAUUGUGAAGUAAUUGUUCAAACUAAACUCCACAGAUUCAAAAUGACUUUAAAAAGUGGCCAGGCAAUCAAAGCAACAUCCAGCUGGUCUGUCAUGCUUCCUGGAGAGACGAGAGCAUUGGGACCCUACUCUGUGUCUGGAUUAAAAAACAAACCAUACAAUUGCUGCCUGUACUUUUCAAAAUAUGAUUAUAUAAGCUUCUUAGACCUAUAAACACAUUCAUUGUAUUUAUAAGAGACCCCUAAGUAGAAUAGUGCUAAAUGGAGUUAUUACUCCUUAGCACUCAACUUUUUGCAAUUUCUCAAAACUCUGCUUUUAUCCUUAAAGAUUCUUACAGUUAGGAAAAUACUUUCCCCUUUAAAAUAACUAAAGAUUUUAUCAUACUUACUGUACUGUAGACCACUUGAUUGUACAGAUCCAUCCCUGGUGUAACUCCAUUUACUUCAGUGACCUCAUUAACUUUACAAUAGAGAUUAAUGGGGUAUUUCUUUUGGGGACACAGUAGAGUGGUUUAGAUUAAAUUUUGAACUAAUAUUUUAAAAAGGAAACUGACAAGGGUAAAUAUGUUUACAAAAAGUAUGGAACAUAUCACCUCAGAUUAUUAAAAAUGCUUAAAUCUAGCGUACUAGUUAUUUAGGCUAUUUAUUUAAUUAUGUGCAGUUCUCUCACCUGGCACAAUGAAAAUACUUGUUUUAUUUUGUUUCCAGCCAGAGUCUGUUCAAUUUUACUUCCAGAUUCCAUGUACUAACAGCAUGCUGCAGCGAUUACAACCCAAACACUUCAAGGGACUUUUUUUUAAAGCAUUUUCCAGUGGAAUUUAAGACACUCCCCCUCCUCUCUGCCCCCCCCCCCCCCCCCCAAACCAUGAAAUGAUUUCAGUUGGUUCUGGAAAGGUCUUUACUUAUGUGUCUCAGUUCUGGGACAUAGUUGACCUGACAGCGUCCCUUUACGUUGUUAUAAUAUGAUGAGAAAUUCUGUCUGGACUCUCUAUAUCUCACCUGCUUUAAUAUCCAUCACUCUGGCAUUGAGAAAUCAAAAUAGCAGCUGUUCUUCCCCUCCCUCUAGAAUCUACAAAAAGAAAUUCUGCUGCUCAGCCAGUUAAUAGAAGAAUUUAGCAAACUCACACUGGUCUUCUGUGUCCUUAAGUCACGACAGAGCUUUCAAAUAUGCAAUUAAUGAAAACAGUUAUGAGAAACAUGUUGAUUAGCUGUUCACUUCAGCACUGCCCGUUUAGCAUCUGUAUUUGUUAAUAUUCCAGAGUCCACCAAAGCAUAUGUACCAACAACCCCCUUAAAUUGCCAUUUGAUUUAAUAAGACUUAUUGUAUCUUAAAAGGAGGACAUAUGACUUCUCCUUUUCUCACUGUUUAUUAUACCAUCUUAGAAGUUUGAAACAAAUCUAUUAUUUACUGAACUGUCAUUGCUUCGUUGCAUGGGUAUUAUUGUUUGUUGUUGUAGGGUUCUGAUUUACUGCAGCUGAUGUAACAUUAGCACCCUUGCUUAAGUAAUCUUAACUACCUCUAAUAAUGCAAUUUUUUUAAUUGGUUUUCAUUAAAAUCAUUAAAUGAUUGUGUGUAUAAAGUGUAAUCAUGCUGAAUAUUUGUUGUUUUUCAUUUCAAGCAACAUGAGACAGCUUGAUGUAUUUAUUAUCAUCAGGAUUAUGAUGCAUACUGCAGCAAAUGGUAUAAAUAGAGUACAGAAUGUAUUCUGUUGGAAUGUGAAAAGUGCAUUAGACAAGCACAUUUAAAAACUUAAAGCAGCCUUGUAUGGUGACUUGUAAAAUGCCCCGUGUUAGUAUAAAGCGCCUAAAUAAAGUGUGAAAGAUUAAGAGCAGGUUGCUAACCCUUGACAUUGACUCCAGCAGUGUUGUUGUAGCUGUGCUGGUCCAGGAUAUUCGUGAGACAAGGUGGGUGAAGUAUUAUCUUUUAUUGGACCAACUUCUGUUGGUGAGAAAGACAAGCUUUUCUUCAGCUCUGUGUAAGCUCGAAAGCAUGUCUCUCUCACCAACAGAAGUUGGUCCAAUAAAAAAUAUUACCUCACCUCACCCACCUUGUUUCACUGACCCCAUCACUCAUUCAGUUACAUAUUUUGAAGUUUAUGUAGUUACAAUCUAUCAUCUCUAGCUUAGUUUCCUUUGCAGACAUGCCUGGAAAUCAUUAUGUAUGUAAUGCUAUAGCUCAGAGUCUUCCAUUGUAAAAUUUAGAAUGCAUUUUUAAUUUCUUAAUUUAAUACACUGAUGUAACAAUCAAUGGAAAGACAAACAUACAACAGGAACAGUGCUGUUGAAUUGCAGUAUGGCUUCUGUCUUCAAAAUUGGGUUCUUAUCCAAAAGUUUAUUGGGUUACUUUGUAUCUGUAAAAUAAACUUCAUUGCUGCUGUCAGGUUGGGGACAAAUGUGAGAGCUCUAGAGGUUGUGCUUUUCUUGCAGGGACUACGCAUUUUAAAGCCAUGGAUCAAAACUGUUUGAAUACUUGUGUUACAGAUGUGUUUAAGAAAUCACUUUUUGUUAUGUUGUUCAUUGCAAGUAUCUCUUUGAUUGUUAAAGUUUCUACAAAACAACUGAGAACAUACAAGUUAAUUUACCUGAUACCAAUAAAAUUCACUAACUUGUGCUGAAGGCAGAAAGAUAUA